AUGUUGGCGAAGAAUUGUACUUCACCCGGUCUCGACAGAAUCAAGCCGGGACAUCUGAAGCACCUACCGCCAGUCUUCACUAACACAUUGGCGAUUCUUUUCACUCGUCAACGCAAGGUUCCCAAGCAACGGAAAACCUGCAAGACCGUGUUGUUGUAUAAGAAGGGAGACCCACAAGACAUCGGAAAGUAUCGUCUUACCUGCUUACUGUCUGUCAUCUACAAGCUCUUCACAAGAGUAAUCUUGAACAGAAUAGAAAGAACAUUAGAUGAGGGCAGACAUGCGAGCAAGCAGGGUUUCGAAAAGGGUUCAGUACGACUGAGCACAUACACAUGUGCCACUCUCGAGAACGCGAUGCGAGAGUUGGAAUGGGAUGACGUGGGAGUGAAAGUUGACGGCCGGCAUUUACAACAUCUUCGUUUCGCUGAUGAUAUCGUUCUUAUAACAUCAAGCAUCAAUCAGGCGGAACAGAUGCUGGCCGAAUUUGAUGAAACGUGUGAAGAUCGGUCUUCAAUUGAACCUAGGCAAGACGAUGUUUAUGAGGAACGGAUGGGUUUCUGA
Molecule: messenger RNA, 561 nt
Organism: Necator americanus (New World hookworm)
Lineage: Eukaryota; Metazoa; Nematoda; Chromadorea; Rhabditida; Ancylostomatidae
Exons: 2
Coding region: 1-561 (186 amino acids)
Source: RefSeq, a predicted model, not a curated record